This is a messenger RNA of Stomoxys calcitrans (stable fly), 6892 nucleotides long. It is a transcript of the gene PlexB, whose product is annotated as plexin-B. Gene Ontology annotation, cellular component: semaphorin receptor complex. Gene Ontology annotation, molecular function: semaphorin receptor activity; protein binding. Bases 111 to 6512 code for a protein of 2133 amino acids. NCBI's taxonomy places the organism in Eukaryota, Metazoa, Arthropoda, Insecta, Diptera, Muscidae. The transcript is spliced from 2 exons. The record is from RefSeq and is a predicted model, not a curated record. Gene Ontology annotation, biological process: regulation of cell shape; negative regulation of cell adhesion; sensory neuron axon guidance.
UUACCACAUACAACAACAACAACAAUACAUACACAUACGUAGAGAUCAACAACGCGUUUUCAUCGCCUAGUAGUAUUAUAUGUAUAUAACAUUUGGAAUUACACAAAAAUAUGAUGGUGGCCGUCCAUCCAAGUGUCGUCUCAUUUUUUAGCCACAAAUAUUCAUCAUCGUUACCAUCAUUUGUAAAAAACGAACACACUGCCAUUAAAAGACAUCAUCGCAAGCGAAAACGAAAAUCGCUUCAGUUGCCCAUACGUCUAUUGCUCUAUGCAUUUUGCCUGCUGUGCCUGAGGCCAUUCCAAAAUGCAUUGGGAGUUGUGGAGGUGGGGGCGGCAAACCCCUCAUCAGCGUCGGCGAAGAACCCCAACUCGAAUACAACAAAUACUCAACAAAGUCAACAGCAGUAUUCUCAUGCGGACAUUGUCGCUCAGUUCACAUUGCCGCAGGCCACAACAACGAAUAAUUUUCAUUCAAUCACCCAGUCUCCGACCGCUGCUACCAACUUUAAGAAUGCCACACUGGCAUCGACUCCAGCGACCAAGGGUGUUUCGAAGAACUACUUCACUCACUUGGCCUACGAUUAUAAGCACAACGUUUUCUAUGCUGGAGCCACGAACAAAAUUUUGCAGUUGAACGAGAAUCUGAGAGUGCUGAAGCAGGCCGUCACUGGCCCUCAGCGCGACUCACCCCAGUGCCACGCCAGUGGUUGUUCAGAAGACGUUGAAACGUCUAUGGUGAAUAAUCAUAACAAAAUACUUAUUGUCAGUUACGCCCAAGGCGGCAUUUUGAUUGCCUGCGGCAGUGUAAGACAAGGAGCCUGUGAUAUUUACAGUUUAACCCAUUUCCCUACAAAUCCACGAUUCAUCGAUAUUCCAUUGGCUGCUAAUGAUGAAUUCGCUUCGACCUAUGCCUUUGUGGGUCCUGCUGAGUACUCCUGGAAGAGGGAGGACAUUCUAUAUGUGGGCACCACAUUUACAAAUGUGGGCGACUAUAGGCAUGAUGUGCCGGCCAUAUCGUCACGUCGCUUGGCGGAUCUGAACUAUGCCGAAUUCGAGAUUAAACAAUCCAUAAUUAACAUUGAUGUCAAGUACCGAGAUCACUUUUUGGUCAAUUAUAUUUACGGUUUUAAUUCAUCGGAAUUUGCUUACUUUGCCAUUGUGCAGAAACGUUCACAUCUGGCCGAGGAGGCAGGUUAUGUAACGCGUCUGGCUCGCAUCUGCAUUACAGACUCGAAUUAUGAUAGCUACACAGAAAUCACCAUACAAUGUUUGGCCACUCAGGACAAUGAGGACUACAAUAUCCUGAGAGAUGCUAAAAUUAUGGUGGCCGGACAAAAGUUGGCCCAGCAAAUGGGUAUUAAGCGGGGUGAUCACGUCCUGGUGGCAGUGUUUUCGCCCUCCAAAGACAUAACUAAUCAGCCGGAGGACAAAUCGGCUAUGUGCAUUUAUAGUCUUAAGGAAAUCGAAGAGGCAUUUAAUGAAAAUAUCCAUUUAUGUUUCAAUGGCACUAUAAAAGACCGCAAUCUUGGCUAUAUAUCUGGAACCAUUGAUGAUGGGCGUUGCCCAGGCACAACAGGCAAUGUUUACAGUUUUUGUAAUGUGGGUCUAAAAAUUAGUGGCGUGGCGCCCAUUGCGGCACAUGCUCUCUUCCACUUCGACAAUGUGUCGAUAACAUCUGUAACGACCACUACAACUGGGCCACACUCACUGGCAUUUCUGGGCACCGAAGGAGGUUCAAUAAAAAAGGUACUGUUGUCGGGACAACAGCCUGGCGAAUAUGAUGAAAUCGUGGUGGAUCCCGGUAAUCGCAUUUUACAAGAUACUGUCAUGUCACCGAAGAAGGAUUUCCUCUACGUUUUGUCCAAGAACAAGGUGACUAAAAUGCGUAUGGAGCACUGUUCGCAAUACACGAACUGUUCAUCCUGCUUAGAGUCGCGAGAUCCAUUUUGUGGCUGGUGCUCACUGGAAAAGCAUUGUACAGUAAGGUCUACAUGCCAAAAGGACACAUCGGCUGAACGUUGGCUGUCACUAGGUAGUGGGCAGCAAUGUAUUGACUUUGAAUCAAUUCUGCCAGACAAGAUUCCCAUCACUGAAGUCAUUCAGGUGCAGCUGAUGAUACGCACCUUACCUGAACACUACAGUGGAAAAUAUCGUUGUGUUUUUGGCAACUCCACACCCAUCGACGCUGAGGUUUUGGAAAAUGGUCUGGCUUGCAUGACGCCCCCACCCGAAGAGCGCCCGCUUAUACCACCUAACAUGGAUCAUAUAUCUGUGCCCUUAUCGGUACGCAGUUCGGAGACCAACAAAGAUUUCGUUACACGUUCAUUUACAUUCUUCGACUGUACUCGUCAUAAUACCUGUCAGACAUGCGUUCAUAGUCCUUGGGACUGCAACUGGUGCAUUUAUGACAACAAAUGCAUGCACAAAAUGCAGAAAUGUCGUAAUUUGGAAAAGGUUAUAGCAAGGGAGAAUGAAUGUCCUCAUAUGCGUCGCCUACGCGAACCCAUAUUGCUGCCAGUGAAGGUGCCCAAGGAAAUACGUUUCGAAAUUGAGAACUUACCCAAACCCAAAAAUGCUCCCUACGGAUUUCUGUGUACAGUACAAAUAGAAGCUGCCCAGAUGAUGCUGCCAGCACGCAUAGAAUCGAAUCGCAUUGUAGUGUGUGAGAAGACACCGUAUUUCUAUGAAGCAAACACCAUUGAAUAUCAAGCAAGAGUUGAUAUCACCUGGAAUCGACAACAUUAUAUAGAUACGGCCUAUGUAACACUUUACAAAUGUGACGUUUUGGGCUCUCACAGGGAGCACGCUGACUGCAGUUUAUGCGUCACCAGAGAUCCCAAAUAUCAAUGUACUUGGUGUGGUAAUGCAUGUGCCUACAAUGAGACCUGUCCGAAUGGUUCUUUCUCCAGCGGUGGAGAUCAUGACCUAUCCUCUGCUACCUCGACAACGUCAUCGCUGCUGACUUCGCCCAGCCACAAUUCAGCCUUCCAUAAGUUCAACGAUUGUCCCAAACCACGCAUUGAUAUGAUAAAGCCACUAUUUGGUCCCAUUGAAGGUGGCACUCUAAUAACCAUAGAAGGUAGCAACUUGGGCAUACGAGAGGAAGAUGUAAGGGGUAAAAUUUCCAUUGGCUCUGUACCCUGCGAAUUGGUCAACUAUGAAAUAUCCGUUAAAAUUGAAUGUCGUACAGGGGCUGUGAAUCAUGAACUUACCGCCCCGGUUAAAGUAUUCAACGAUGCCGGUUCUACAGAGUCGAGUGUCCAAUUUCAGUUUAAGGACAUUCAAUUAAAUGGAUUGACUCCCACUCGAGGCCCUAGGUCGGGAGGAACGCAGAUCUCUCUGAUAGGAAAAUAUCUGAAUAUUGGAUCGAACAUUAAGGCCUUCUUGGAUGAGUACGAAUGUCACAUCAAUAUUACUCAGGUAUCAUCUUCACGGUUAACCUGUAUUACAUCGGAGGCUACUCAGCCAGAACCUAUACGCAUGCUACGCCUCAUUGUAGAUGGCGCCAAUCGCACAUACACCUGUCAAACACCCCACCAUCAACAGCAGCACAGACAACCAUAUAGUUCAUAUGACCAGCAAUUAUCAUUCCACAAUAACUAUAAUUAUUUAUUACCCUCACUGACACGCCCCUGUUCCAUUUUUAAUUACACCCAAGAUCCCACCAUCAUGGAAAUAAAACCUUUGGUCAGCUUUGCCAGCGGUGGUCGUCUGCUAACGGUGCACGGCAUGAACUUGGACUCUAUACAGAAACCGGAGUUGGAGGUUUACUACGAAAACGAGCGACUAAAUAAGACGGCCUGUACGGUCAUCAACUCCAGCCAAAUGGAAUGCCCAUCGCCCACGGUAUCAAAGCAAUUUCUCGAAUAUAAGGUGCUGUUGGAGCAGCAAAGGGAUCACGACUACAACCAAUCACCGUCUGCUGCGCAAUCCACCUCUGUUGGCUACCAUUCUAUACGCAAAAGGAAUAAUCACGCCUACGGAGCAGAUACAUCCGACAUUUACAGCACCAUCGGCACCAAUAGCCGCUAUCAUGAAAGCAAUAUGUAUCAAGCGCAGGAUGUAGCCGCCUUUGUUAAGAUACGUGAGACUCAGUUGAACCUGCAGCUGGGCUUUGUAAUGGACAAUGUCCAGUGUGUUAAGGAUUUGAGCAAGUUUUUCCCCAGUUUGCGUAGCACCAUUGUGUACUUCCAGGAUCCCAAAUAUCAUUCAUUCCCCGAUAACCUUAAACUGUACAAAGGUGACACUCUAGUUAUAGAAGGAGAACUUUUGAAUAUUGCCGCCGAUGAGUCGGACGUCAAUGUGACAAUAGGAACGGCGCAGUGCAACAUCACCAGUCUUACGAUGACCCAAUUGCUGUGCACCCCGCCCGAAAAGCAACCCGCCGGUACCGAUGAGAACAAUAUGGUGCAGUCCAACGAUUUACCUCUGGUCGUGGUAACCGUAGGUCGCAACCUGCGCUUCGUCAUCGGCCACAUAAAAUACGAUAUACUUAAGCCCUUUACAUUUUCGCAUGCUAUGUGGGUGAUCAUCUUCACCAUUCUAAUUGUACUUAUGUUAUUGAUAGCAGCCUUCUUUAGUUACCGCCGCAAGUCGACACAAGCGGAACGCGAAUACAAACGCAUACAGAUACAGAUGAUAACGCUGGAGAGCAAUGUGAGGUCGGAGUGCAAACAGGCCUUUGCAGAGCUACAAACCGAUAUGAGUGAUCUGACGGCGGAUUUGGAAACCACCGGCAUACCCACACUGGAUCAUGUCAAUUACAUAAUGAAGGUAUUUUUCCCCGGCGUCACGGAUCACCCCAUACUCAACUCUCCGAAGAUGCACAUGAACAACUUCCAUACGAACUAUGAUGCUGCCAUGUUGCAAUUCGAACAAUUAAUUAGUAAUAAGUACUUUGUUCUCACAUUCAUCGAAACGCUGGAAGCACAAAAAUCGUUCAACAUACGCGACAAAGUCAAUGUUGCCUCAUUGCUGAUGAUUGUUCUAAUGACGAAAAUGGAAUAUGCCACAGAGAUUUUGAAGUGUCUAUUGCUGCGGCUGGUGGACAAGUCCGUUUGCAACAAAUACCCCCAGCUAAUGUUGCGCCGUACCGAGAGUGUGGUGGAGAAGAUGUUAACCAACUUCAUGGCCAUUUGCAUGUAUGACUAUUUGAAGGAGUAUGCCGGUUCCAGCCUCUUUCUGCUUUUCAAAGCCAUAAAACAUCAAAUUGAGAAGGGACUGGUCGAUGCCAUCACUCACGAUGCUCGCUACUCCUUGUCCAAGGAGAGGUUGUUGCAUGAACAGAUACCACAUUCUGUGGUAGUUCUCAACAUCAUCCAAGAUGAUUUGGAUGAGAAGGUUCAGUGCAAGGUAUUGGAUUGGGACUCGAUAUCUCAAGUAAAAUCAAAAAUAUUGGAUGCCCUCUUCAAGAAUACCCCCUUCUCCAUGAGGCCAUCCGUGCAUGAGGUGGACUUGGAAUGGCGGCAUGGCCGGGAUGGUCAUUUGAUAUUGCAGGAUGAAGAUUUAACAACGAAAACCAUAAAUGGAUGGAAACGCCUGAACACUCUCGCCCAUUAUGGAGUCAAAGAGUCGGCGGUCAUGAGUUUGGUGGCCCGCCAAAAUGAUUGCAACAAUAUGCCCUACGGCAAACAAUACCAACCACCGUACAAUAAUUUUUACUUUAUCAACAACUCGCAAUCGCACAUCAUCAUGAACAAUGACAUCGAAUCUGGACUGCAGCAACCACGUGUCUAUCACUUGGUUAAGCCCAUGCUGCCCGACCAUUACAUGAACAUCAAGAACUCGGCGAUAUCGGGUGGAACCAAUGGCUCGACAAAUGGUGAACCAAUUCAUAAGACCAUACCUGAGGUAUAUCUCACUCGUUUGUUGGCAGCCAAAGGUACUGUGCAAAAAUUCGUCGACGAUUUCUUUGCCACCAUACUCACCGUGAACGAAGAAUUGCCACCGGCCGUUAAGUGGCUGUUCGAUUUGCUGGACGAGGCCGCUCGCAGGCAUGACAUCUACGAUCCGGACAUAGUACACGCCUGGAAAUCGAACAGCUUGCCUCUUAGGUUUUGGGUGAAUUUCAUCAAGAAUCCAGACUUUAUAUUCGAUGUAAAUAAAACAGUGACCGUGGACGCAAGUUUGAGCGGCAUUGCCCAGGCCUUUAUGGAUGCAUGCUCGACGACCGAACAUCGCCUGGGCAAGGAUUCACCAUCGAACAAGUUAUUAUUUGCUAAGGAUAUACCACAGUAUCGCAAAAUGGUUAAACAGUUUUACAGCGAUGUGGCGCGGCUGCCACAAAUCAGCGAUAUGGAAAUGAGCACCGCCAUGCAUCACUUGUCCAUACAACAGAACGAUGAAUUCGAUACCAUAGCAGCGCUCAAGGAACUGUACAUAUACGUUACCAAAUAUAAUGAACAGAUAACGGAUGCCUUAGAAAAUGAUAUUAAUUGUAAGAAAAUGUAUCUGGCCCACAAAUUGAAGAAUGUUGCAUUUACCCUGGACGGUGACGAGACAUCAGCUUGCUGACACUCAUUGGACACGGAUUUAAUAUUAAAUAAAUUAUGGAAUGUGAUGUGACUUUCCCAUUCGAAAGUAUGGUCUAAGCUUUCGUGGGUAAGAUGGAGGAGAGAGAGUGCGAGUCAGAAGGAAGUUGACAACAAAUCCAACACAAGAAGACACACGAAGAUGAUCAAGUAGAGUAUAGAGAACAAAACAAAAAAAAAAAAGGAAAGAAAUGAAGCCAUUAUGUAUUUACAGUAGUCGUCGACUUCCUAUAAAUAUUUAGGAAACACAUACACACACAAAAACAACCACACAAACAAAAAUUACAUUUAUUUUUUCAGUUCGCCAAACUUAUAGACUGCAUAAAAUGACUUUUCAAAUAAAAAUUUAUUUGUGCAAUUGAA